GAUAGCAGGCAGAUCCUCGAGGCGGUGUGACAGGGCUGCCGAGGAGGUCAGAUAACAUGACGUCAUUUGGCACCACACCCUUUGCUGACAAGUUAAGGUUCAGAACCCCUGAGUUUCUUUGUUCUGCUUACAAUAAACCUGAUCACUCAUCAGGCUCUUGGUAAUCAGCUCCUCGGGAUACGAACAGGUAUAAAGAGCAGGAAGGUGCUGAUUGCUGUUGAUAGGAGGAGAUUAUAGAGACAGACACGAGAAUGCCCGCUGCAACCACCUCCUCACCGCCUGCAGCGGCCUACAGACCCUCAGCCGCGCUCAAAGUCGUCGAACACGGGUCCGGAUCGCUUGCAAAGCUGCCGGAGGUGCUCAAGCUGUUGAAUGUGACGAAGCCGUUUAUUGUCACCGGCCAGUCGGUUAGGGAGCGCACGCCGAUUAUUGAUAAUGUGCUGGGGAUACUCGGGAGAGACGAUGUCGUGGUUUUUAGCGCGAUCAAGCAGCAUGCUCCUAUUGCAGAUAUCCGAGACGCUUUGCGCAUCUUCAAGGAGUCGGGGUCGGACGGUAUACUCGCGAUCGGAGGCGGUAGCCCGGUGGACUCUGGAAAAAUCAUUGCAUACCAUCUUCUAGAGCAGUCCUCCACCAAAAUCCCACUGAUCGCAGUCCCGACCACGUUCUCCGUCGCAGAGACCACGCCAGCAGCCGGCUACACGAACGAAGAAGGCCACAAGACUACCGUGCUGGAUCCCACGAUUGCGCCCGAGGCAAUAAUUUACGACGCCGAGGUUUUGCAGUAUACCCCUUUGCGACUGCUGCUGUCUUCUGGAAUUAGGGCGGUGGAUCAUGCUGUCGAGACGCUUUACGCGACGAAUAUCUCAGAGGUGCCGUUUAAACCGCUCGCGUUAUCAGCACUUUCUGAUUUAUUCAAGUAUCUCCCGCUGCUGAAAGAGGAUCCUAAAAAUACCGAGAUAGGUCAGAUGUUGUUUAACGCGGCAUUUUUGAGCUUGUUUCCGAGGUAUACUCUUGAAGGUGGACUUGGCUUGAGCCAUAGACUUGGCCAUGCGCUCGGUGCCAAAUACGGGAUUCCCCAUGGAAUCACAUCAUGCGCCACCCUCGCCGCCUCUGUAAACUACAAAGCAACAAGCGAUCCCUACGCCGCAGCCCAACUCCAACGCGCGAUCCCGUUCCUCGGUCUCGAUCAAGCUUCAGACGCAGAGACCAGAGGACGCGCGGUGGCUGCUGCGAUAGCUCGUCUGGUGGACACGUUGGGACUGACUACGAAACUCGGGGAGUACUCCGUACCGGUCGCAGAUGUGCCCAAGAUCGCGCUGCACGCGGUUGGAGGGGAUCCGGAGAGCCCUGAAUAUGGUGCUGUGCAGGAGCUUGUUCGGUCGCUUUAUUGAUCGACGAAAACAAUUUGAAGCGAAAAAGGAUACUGUUCAUUAAUAAUUGCAUACAAAUAUUAUCAACCGUUACACCGAGGAAAAAUACAAGAAAUAAGC
Messenger RNA from Myxozyma melibiosi, 1490 nucleotides. RefSeq names its product alcohol dehydrogenase IV. NCBI's taxonomy places the organism in Eukaryota, Fungi, Ascomycota, Lipomycetes, Lipomycetales, Lipomycetaceae. The transcript is spliced from 6 exons. The coding region runs from base 252 to 1391 and encodes 379 amino acids. Gene Ontology annotation, molecular function: alcohol dehydrogenase (NAD+) activity; metal ion binding. The record is from RefSeq and is a predicted model, not a curated record. Gene Ontology annotation, cellular component: mitochondrion.